CCUUUGGAGUUUGAUAUGACGAUUAGGGAAUAACCAGAGUGACACGUUGCAAACUCUCCAUAAUCAAGGAGACCUUUUUCCCUGGCGGUGAUCUCCAAAAUUUCUCAGUGAGCACCCCUAAUUAACCUGAUUUUUUGCUGAUAAUCACUCACAAUGGAAUCAAAUCACAAAUCCGGGGAUGGAUUGACCGGCACACAGAAAGAAGCUGCCCUCCGUGCAUUAAUUCAGCGAACGGGAUAUAAUUUGAUCCAGGAAAAUGGGCAGAGGAAAUACGGAGGCCCACCACCCGGCUGGGAUGGCCCUCCACCGGAAAGGGGGUGUGAGAUCUUUAUUGGAAAACUGCCCCGAGACCUCUUUGAAGAUGAACUUAUACCACUGUGUGAAAAAAUCGGGAAAAUCUAUGAAAUGAGAAUGAUGAUGGACUUUAAUGGCAACAACAGGGGCUAUGCCUUUGUGACCUUCUCAAAUAAACAGGAGGCAAAGAAUGCAAUAAAGCAACUGAAUAAUUAUGAGAUUAGGAAUGGACGUCUGCUUGGGGUCUGCGCCAGCGUGGACAACUGCCGCCUGUUUGUGGGAGGGAUCCCCAAAACGAAGAAGAGGGAGGAAAUUUUAGCAGAGAUGAAAAAAGUCACAGAUGGAGUUGUGGAUGUCAUUGUCUAUCCUAGCGCAGCUGAUAAAACCAAAAACCGGGGUUUUGCUUUUGUGGAAUAUGAAAGCCAUCGGGCAGCAGCUAUGGCCAGGAGAAAAUUGCUCCCAGGAAGGAUCCAGUUGUGGGGACACCCUAUUGCUGUUGACUGGGCAGAACCAGAAGUGGAGGUGGAUGAAGACACCAUGUCGUCAGUAAAAAUUCUAUACGUGAGGAACCUCAUGCUCUCGACCACUGAAGAGACCAUAGAAAAAGAGUUCAACAACAUCAAACCAGGUGCGGUAGAGAGAGUAAAGAAAAUUAGAGACUACGCCUUUGUGCACUUUAAUAAGAGAGAAUAUGCAGUGGAAGCCAUGAAAUCCUUGAAUGGGAAGGUGCUGGAUGGGUCCCCAAUUGAAGUGACGUUAGCCAAACCCGUUGACAAGGACAGCUAUGUCAGGUACACCCGGGGAACUGGUGGCAGAGGUACCAUGCUGCAGGGAGAAUACACCUACGCCUUCGGACACAUGUAUGACCCCGCCGCCGCCUACCUGGGUGCCCCAGUUUUCUACGCACCCCAAGCCUACGCAGCUAUCCCCAACCUCCACUUCCCUGCCAUCAAGGGGAUCAGCAACAGGAGCAUCAUCCGGCCACCAUCCGUCCGAGAAAUUUACAUGAAUGUACCUGUAGGGGCUGCGGGAGUUAGAGGACUGGGAGGUCGCGGCUACCUGGCGUACACGGGCCUGGGGCGUGGAUACCAGCUGAAAGGAGAAAAGAGGGGAGAGGAUAAACUCUACGACCUCUUGCCAGGAAUGGAGCUCACGCCGAUGAACCACAUCACGCUAAAGCCCCAAGGGAUCAAACUGGCUCCGCAGAUCUUAGAAGAAAUCUGCCAGAAAAACAACUGGGGACAGCCUGUUUACCAGCUCCACUCUGCAAUUGGCCAAGACCAAAGACAGCUCUUCCUAUACAAAAUCACUAUCCCUGCCCUCGCCAGCCAGAACCCCACCAUACAUCCCUUCACACCACCCAAGCUCAGUGCCUACAUCGAUGAAGCCAAAACAUAUGCAGCUGAAUACACCCUUCAGACACUGGGGAUUCCCGUGGAGGGAGCAGAGGUGCCUCCUGCAGCCCCGGCUUUUCCAGGAUACACUCUUGCUAAUGCAGCUGCAAACGUCACAGCCACCCAGCUCAAACAAGCGGUGACCAUGGGACAAGAUUUAGCAACGUACACAGCCUACGAACCGUACCCUGCCUUCACGGUCGCUGCACGCAGCGAUGGCUACGGAGCAUUUUAAUCCUGUCUUUAAACUUAUUAAAGCCCUUAAAUCGAGCAGAGGCAGGAAAAAAGGUAUCUUCAGUCUCCUACUUCUAAUACCCUCAUGAUUUUAACCUAAUCUGUCACCUGAAGUUAGAUUUUAGUCGGAGAUUCAUUCUUGUAGCUCUUUAUUUUCAUAACAGGCAUUAAAGGAGAAAUUAAAAAAUCACUCAAAAUCAGAUUUUCAAAAUAGGAAGCAAAAUCUCUGCCCCAAAAAAGGAGUGGCUCUCGUGUGUGUUAAUAUACAUACACACAAUUGUGUGUUUACAAUCAACAGCCUGUGCUGAAAAGAGUUUGUCCCUUUGACACUGUGACAUGGGACCGGGGAAGGAUGGGGUGUCCAGUUUGUGUCCAAGCAACCCGUGCCAUUAGCGCUCUGGGGACGUGUUCGGGCAUCUCAAACACCUUUUAAAUCCAGUCUGGCACAGUCAAAGAAAAAUAUAUUGGUCAUAAACAUCUCUGCCCAGACUGACAGGAUGGUUUGCAUGCUCUUGAACGCUAAUUUGAUUUUUAAGGCAGGAGGCAAGCAUUCAGCAGCGUUUUCCCUCUUACUUUUUUACAUCCCAGCCAUAUCUGCAAGUCACAAAACAGCAAAUAACGAAGUAUUUUUUCUACCUCUCAUCAAAUGGCAUAUUCAGUGAAAAACAUGAAAACUUUUAGGACUAUUAAGUGUUAGGACUAGAAAAGUGUUGUUCAUUAGGGCCAAUUCUGUACUUAAUUAGAGCACAGGAGUUCACAGCCGUAGCUCAGUAAUAACAGGCACAUCUACAGGAUUAAAAUUAUAUACAAGGAACAGUAUCAACAGGAUGGAAAGAGCCCUGCCUGGCUAUCAGCUCUGCUUUAGACAUUAAAGCAAGGAUGCUGGUGCCUGAUGUUCUUGGAAAAAUUAAUUUAGUGGAGGACGGUUCAUAUCAACAGUAAAAUCACCUCUUGUUUUGGAGAGCACCAGUGUUGGUUUGUGUUGGAAUGCUCUGGGGAUGCUGAGAGCAUCAUCUGGUUUACAGCAGGAAGGCAUUACCCAUUCAUUUUUGCCAUUGGACUGAGAAAGGAACAAUGCUCUAGAGAUACAGGAGAAACAUAGUGUCUACAGUAUGUAUCUACAGCAGACAUGUUAAACCAGAUCCUACAUAGUAAUGCUCACUAAGAAAACCUGAAUCUGCUCAGCCUAGGGUCCCAAAAAACUACAGAACCUUUUUUUGGGGAGAAUUUACAAUCGGGUUGAUUCUAAGAGAUUUGCUCCCAAAUUUUUCAUCCGGACCAGAUGAUGCAAAGUGGACCGUACAAGCCAUAUGGAGCAGAGUUUUUCCCAUGCAUUACCCAAAGCUCUACAAAUCACGAUGGUUUUUGAUGACGUGUUGACUACCAGGAGCUAAGUGUUUUCUCAUGCUUCAGCUGAGUCAAUUUCACUAGUAAUGGAACAAAAAUACUAAAGCUGUAUAGUUUGCGGGUCCUAUUAGACCCUUUCUAUUUGUAAAGUAUAUCAUUAGAGUGAUCCUAAAGGUAUUAUAAGCCCUCUGUGACUGCUCUUGAGCACGCUUGGCUUUGCAGAAAAAGACAAAUCUGUUUACAGAGAGGAAAUAACUGAGAGUGUUAUAGUUAUCGCGGCAUUCUUUUUCUCUUCUAUGUCUUUUAAGUCGUGUUUGGCUGCCAACAAGUAACAUAUACGCACGUCUGUCUCUAAGGCUACUGUUGGCAGAAAGUGUUUCUAACUUUUCAGGUUCAGUAACUUUAGUCUGUUUUUUCAGCUAUUUAUAUAAGUUCAGGAAGAUGUCAAAGAAAAGGGCAAGAAGCAGUAUUAAAAAGUGUGUGCAUGAAGCACUUAUUUUUGUACACGUAGUACCAUAUUUGUAUAGAGUUUGAACAUUAUGAAGUACAGCGAAAAAUCACACUAUUUACUGGAUGACAACCACGUGUGUGUAAACAAUGAAAUGAAUAUGUCAUCACAAUCACUCGUUACAAGGAAUUUAUAACCGGGAUUACAUUCUGUUAAGCAAGUCUGCAAUUCUAGAGUAAUCCAAGGACAUUAGCUGGACUUUGAAAUAUCAUUAAAAGUUUUUAAACCAA
Molecule: messenger RNA, 4007 nt
Organism: Calidris pugnax (ruff)
Lineage: Eukaryota; Metazoa; Chordata; Aves; Charadriiformes; Scolopacidae
Gene: A1CF
Product: APOBEC1 complementation factor
Exons: 12
Coding region: 154-1923 (589 amino acids)
Cellular component (GO): nucleus
Molecular function (GO): mRNA binding
Source: RefSeq, a predicted model, not a curated record